Messenger RNA from Cokeromyces recurvatus, 2211 nucleotides. RefSeq names its product Mechanosensitive ion channel-domain-containing protein. The transcript is spliced from 4 exons. Gene Ontology annotation, cellular component: plasma membrane. The record is from RefSeq and is a predicted model, not a curated record. Lineage: Eukaryota; Fungi; Mucoromycota; Mucoromycetes; Mucorales; Mucoraceae. Gene Ontology annotation, biological process: monoatomic anion transport; transmembrane transport. Gene Ontology annotation, molecular function: mechanosensitive monoatomic ion channel activity; calcium ion binding. Bases 1 to 2211 code for a protein of 736 amino acids.
AUGAAAGAUGAUUUUGUAUUAGAUACAAAACUGGAAGAUACUGAAGGUGAUAUAGAUGAUGAUAAAGACCAUGAUUUCAACUGGAACGAUGUGGAUAUGGAUGAAAAAGGAGAUGCUGAUGAAAAAAAUACGAAACGAAGUAACACUUAUCGACGUCUAAAAGCAGUCUACGAUAAAUAUUGCUUUUGGCAUUACUUGUCACCUUUUAUAAAGCGAGUUGUAAUUGCUGCUAUUGGUUCAAGUGUUUUUAUUACGAUUGGUGUAUGUAUUUAUAUCUAUUUUCCAAGACCUACAUUAGCAGACUUGGAAGAUCCAAAUUAUACAAAUGUCCGUGAUAAUGUUCAAGUUUGGAUGUAUUGGGCAGCAUUUAUGUGGCAUAUUACUUGGAUCACAACAUUCAUGAUUGAUGCUGUGCCUCAUCUUGUAUCAAAAUGGACCAAGUUUUUUAGAGGCGGUAGAUCUGAACGUGUAAAGUCAUACUUGGAGUAUUAUCAAUCCUUAAAAUUAUACAUUGGUUUGGUGAUUAUCUUGGCUUGGAAUUGGGGAAGUUGGGCUUUCCUAAUUGAUAUUCCUUAUCAAGCUGUGCUUAAACAAUUUUAUACUACUACAAUUUGGCGUAUAUUUGCAUGCUUAUUUGUGGCCUCCGUUUUUUUGCUGGUUCAAAAAACAAUUAUUCAAGUCAUUGCCAACCGUUUCCAUAGAUUUGCUUUUGAAGACCGUAUAAAAAAUAAUAAAAAAGCUAUCAAAGUAUUGGAUAUUCUUGGAAAGGUAGAAUAUCGAAAUACUCGUUUUUCUGCAGCCCAAACAAAAUUAAGAAACAGAAAGAAUAAUCGACCUACACUUAAUAAUCAACAGCCUACUAACGAAACAAUAGAAGUUACAUCAGGACAAAGUUCAAGUGUUUUAACAAACGAUUUUACAAUAAACAAUCAGAACGGUUCGCGUAGUGGUUCAGCCGAUUUACUAUAUUCAUUCAAAAAGAAUUUAAAAAAGGCAGUUAUUAAUGAUCAUCCAAGGGCUGUACGACGUCGAGAAGAGCUAGAUAUUAAUUCUGAUGAUUACGCAAGAAAAAAUGCUAAAAAACUUUAUAUAUCACUUGCUUAUCCACAGGGGGUUCCAUCAGAUGAACAAGAAGCACGUCGAUGUUUGCUAAUUUCAGAUUUUGAACCUUACUUCAAGACAGCACAAGAAGCUAAAAUAGCAUUUGAUAUCUUUGACCGUGAUGGGAAUGGUGAUAUUACUCGACGUGAGUUUCGAGAUACUGUCCUCCAUAUUUAUAGGGAGCGUAAAGAUAUUGCUAUUUCUAUGCGAGAUACAAGUCAAGUAUUGGGCAAGAUUGACUUUAUGUUAUUAAUUGUAUCCUUGAUUGCCUUACUCUUAACCUCUUUCGCAAUCUUUAAUGUUGAAGUAUGGCAUUCCCUUGUUCCUUUAGGUUCUCUUUUGUUAGCCAUGACAUUUGUUUUUGGUAAUACUGCUAAGAACACAUUUGAAAGUAUCCUAUUUUUAUUUGUCACUCAUCCUUAUGAUACUGGUGAUUAUGUCUUAAUCGAUGGUCAAUAUUUACUUGUUCAUAAUAUGGGUAUCAUGGGUACAACUUUUAUUAGUGGUGAUGGUCAAACCAUAUACGCACCUACAACCGUGUUAAUGACAAAGCUUAUUACAAACGUAAGACGAUCAGGCAAUAUGGGUGAGACUAUCAAGAUUAAUGUAGAUUUUCGUACAACUACAGAACAGUUCUAUGAAUUGCACGAUCGACUAAGUGCUUGGGUAUUGACACAGCAUCGUGACUUUGGAGCUGGAUUAGAUGUACGUGUUCAAGACAUUAUUGACGUAAACCAACUCAUCUUAAACAUUUGGCUACCUCAUAAGGGUAACUGGCAAGAACUGGGUAAACGAUUCAAGAGAAAAACUCGAUUUAUGUUAGCCUUGAAAGAUAUUUUGAAUGACUUGAAUAUUCGAUACGAAUUACCUACUCAAAAGAUCACUCACACAACACCAAAUGGGCCUUCGAUAUUUAAUAAUCAGUCAUAUGGACAUGCUUCACAACUUGAAGUGUCUUCUCAAUCAUUUGAUACAACGCAACUUUCUACGCCCUCAGAUCCUCGAGAAGCAGCAGCUUUAGAAGCUAUUAAAAAAGAAAGGAUUCAACGUGGACGAUAUAAUGUUGAUCAUAGCGGGUCAGCAUCUUCUACUGGUGAUGGUGGAUGGUAG